GCACAUGAUACUUUUAAAUUUCAAGUUGGACAUACAGUACGUGGAAAAACACAUUUGUUUUAAAACUUUAAAAACAGCUACAAAAGUUUCAGAUCCCUUUCCCAAAUUUGGAAACUAAAGGUUCUACACGGACUUUCUUUUCGGAAAAACGGCCAUGAGUCUUGGAAACAAGAUUUUGUUGGUGUUAUGUUUUAUUAUGAUAGUCUCCGCAGAUCCGCAAAAAAUGCUAAACACUCUUCAUACAACGUAUGUGCAUAAAACAGCUAGGAUAAUGUCUUCAUUCCUGGAAUCUGUUGCAGCUGACAUUAAAGUUGGAAAGCAGAGAAAAUUUCUUGUUAACAGUUGUCAUGAUGAAUUUGUUAACUUAACGAAGGAACAAAUUGAUCCUAUACUUGCCACGAUGACCGCAUGUUACACCAACAAUACGAAUUCUGGGUCUGCAGAAAAAUGCUAUAAAAAAACCCAGGCAGAAUUAACAAAAAAGGCACUGGAUCUUCAUAAUAUUGUCAAGAAAUGUAUUCAAAUAAAGUGUGCGGCAAAGUACUUUCCCCGAAAAUGCAAACCUUAAUCUUUAAAACAAAAUGUAAUAGGUGGCGGCC
Molecule: messenger RNA, 599 nt
Organism: Belonocnema kinseyi
Lineage: Eukaryota; Metazoa; Arthropoda; Insecta; Hymenoptera; Cynipidae
Exons: 5
Coding region: 155-568 (137 amino acids)
Source: RefSeq, a predicted model, not a curated record